This is a messenger RNA of Suillus paluster, 404 nucleotides long. RefSeq lists its product as uncharacterized. The transcript has 3 exons. The coding region runs from base 9 to 287 and encodes 92 amino acids. The record is from RefSeq and is a predicted model, not a curated record. Lineage: Eukaryota; Fungi; Basidiomycota; Agaricomycetes; Boletales; Suillaceae.
GCUCGAUCAUGUUUGCUUCCCGCUCCGUCAUGUUUGCGCUGCUCAGCUUCCUCGCUGGCGUCAAUGCGUGUAUACAGUGCCCAGCCACAGUGGGGGGCUUUAAACUAUCCAGUGCCACCGUUUUGGUGGCCAACAUAAUCCAGUGCACGUACCCUACAUUGCAUUGUUGGUUUAGAUACAACACCGCCGACAAGAUGGCAGGAGACCCGCGGUGUCCGUCUUUCGCAAUUAUCAAUCGGAGAAGCCCCCCGGAAUAUGGGCUUUGUCCGAACGGGACUCCACUGUAGACCCCAACGAACAAUAAAUUUGAUUUAAAGAAAGAAUAAAAAACUGUGAAGAGAUGGGGGAGACGAGACACCCAACAAGAGGAGCAAUGCUCGUCCGUUGGACUAGGGGUUCCAAGG